AGUUGGACGGAAGUUCAAAGUGCAUUACAAAACUCUACUAGUGUCGCAUGAUUUGUGUGGAAUAUGUGUCGACUGUUGAUAACGAAGUAGCGUAGUCAUUAUAAUAUCGUUGCGUUCUUCAAGCAUUGUGUUCUGGAAUAGUGCAAUUAGAAUUUGUGACAGUGUUUGCAAUUCUGAAAAGGAAAGAAUCAUAUUUCUUCAAUUUGAACGUGACUCAAAACAACUCGUAAAAUGGAUCAUUUUAGGGAAUUGGUGAUCUUAAAUGAAUCCAGCUGAGCUCAACUAUCAACCAGUGGCGACUUUCGAGAAGUUCGAAAAAGAGAAUUACAAGAUGGAAAAGGGAACUCCUUCACGGCAAUUUUUGGCCGGCGUUACAGUCAACCUCGCUUCGGUAGCCCUUGGCACGUGCUUGGGCUGGACCUCACCUGUAUCCGAUCAACUGCGCUCAAACGAUACCAACGUCAACCCCCUGGAUGAAAUUCCCACUACGUCGGAGGAGUCAUGGAUCGGUUCCCUGGUGGCACUUGGUGCACUUAUUGCUCCUUUCAUCGCUGGACCUUUGGCGGAAAAGUUCGGCCGUAAACUUACCCUGCUGGGGAGCGCAGCAUUCUUCAUUCUUAGCUACAUAAUCCUGCUGUGCACCUCCUCGGUAGGAGCCGUGCUGGCAGCUCGUUUGAUUCAAGGCUUCGGGGUUGGAUUUGUCAUGACCGUCCAGACGAUGUACAUCGGAGAGAUUGCGAGCAACGAAUACCGAGGGGCUUUGGGUUCCCUCAUGCAGCUGUGCAUUGUUACGGGCAUCCUGUACGUAUACUCAGUUGGGCCGUACGUGAGCUACGCAGCUCUACAAUGGGCUUGUUUGGCGCUUCCGAUCAUCUUUGCUGGGACAUUUUUCUUCAUGCCGGAAACGCCCGCAUUCUACAUUUCUAAGGGACGCAAAAACGACGCAAUCAAUUCGUUGCAAUUUUUGCGAGGAAAAUCGUCCGACGGGGUUCAGGAUGAAUUGCAAGAAACGACCCGCUGUGUCGAGGAUUCAAUGAAGAAUAAAGCCAGUAUGAUGGAUUUGUUCAAGAGCAAAGGAAACAUCAAAGCGUUGAUCAUCUGUUCCGGACUUAUCAGCUUCCAGCAGCUGUCUGGAAUCAACGUAAUCCUGUUCUACAGUCAGACGAUCUUUGCCAAGACGGGCAGUAGCAUGUCGCCAGCCAUCUCAACUAUUUUAGUGGGCGUUGUCCAGGUGUUGGCCAGUGGAGCGACACCCCUGAUCGUCGAUCGGUUGGGUCGCAAACCGAUUCUGCUGGUUUCGGCUGGGGGAAUGUGCAUAGCUCAUGGUACGAUGGGACUCUUCUUCUACAUGGACCACAUCAAGUCAGAAUCACUGGAGAGUAUCAUGUGGUUGCCGAUCUUUUCGCUGAUCUUCUUCGUGACCGUGUACUGCGUUGGCUUCGGACCGCUGCCGUGGGCCGUGCUGGGCGAGAUGUUCCCAGCCAAUGUGAAGUCGAUCGCGUCGUCAAUAGUGGCCUCCAAUUGCUGGGUGCUGGGCUUUCUGGUGUUGCAGUUCUUCUCAACGCUGGACAAUGCCGUUGGAUCUCAUUGGUCGUUCUGGAUCUUUGGAAUUUUCUGCGGAAUUGCGUUUGUGUUUACGCUGACCACGGUUAUGGAGACGAAGGGAAUGAGCCUGCAGCAGAUUCAGGACAAGUUGAACGAAUAAGAGGCAGUAUAUGUGAGACGUGUUUUGCUAUUUUCGAUAAGUGAUAAAGUGGACUACUAAUAAGAGUUGAUUGAUUGCUAGGGUAGAUAAGUAAAUAAAAAUUAUUUAUGAUAUAUUGUGACCAUAUUUUUAAAUAGAUUGUAAUGUUAACUCUAUGAUCUAUGGUAAAUAAAUGUUGAUUUGUGUUCGAA
This is a messenger RNA of Armigeres subalbatus, 1896 nucleotides long. Its product is annotated as facilitated trehalose transporter Tret1-like. Gene Ontology annotation, molecular function: sugar transmembrane transporter activity. The coding region runs from base 263 to 1705 and encodes 480 amino acids. Gene Ontology annotation, biological process: transmembrane transport; carbohydrate transport. Lineage: Eukaryota; Metazoa; Arthropoda; Insecta; Diptera; Culicidae. The transcript has 5 exons. The record is from RefSeq and is a predicted model, not a curated record. Gene Ontology annotation, cellular component: membrane.